AUGGUCGGCGAUUAUAAAUCAAUCUCACAGCGUAAGAUCCAGGAAAGGGAUGCUAAAAUCCCCGAUGCUUGGAAACUGUCAAAGGUCCCAACUGGUGACAAUUUGCUUCAAGUGCCGGAGACAUGUGGUAUUCUCACCCCACGAGAAAUAGAAAUAACUGGCACCUAUGACUCGGUAGAUUUACUCAAAAAGAUUCAUAGCGGUGAAUUCACUGCGGAAGAAGUGACUAUUGCCUUUUGUAAAAGAGCUAGCAUAGCACAGCAGUUAUUGAACUGUUUGACAGAAAUACUCUUCGAAGAAGCCAUAGCAGUCGCACAAAAGCAGGAUGAAUAUUUCAAGAGAACAGGAGAAGUUGUUGGUCCUCUACAUGGCCUCCCAAUCAGUUUAAAAGAUAGCAUGAAUAUCAAAGGUGUUGAUUCAAGUAUUUCUAUAACAGCUUUGGCCUUCCAACCUGAGAAAGAAGAUUCAGGAGUAACAACAGCUUUGCUCAAAGCGGGUGCUAUUAUCUUUUGCAAAACGAAUGUACCUCAGUCAAUGAUGGUUCUUGAUACAGACAAUUUCACGUUUGGCCGGUGUCGAAAUCCACACUCGGAAUUCAUCACAGCAGCGGGAUCUUCUGGUGGAGCUGGUAAGUCAAAUGUAUUAUAG
Molecule: messenger RNA, 648 nt
Organism: Sugiyamaella lignohabitans
Lineage: Eukaryota; Fungi; Ascomycota; Dipodascomycetes; Dipodascales; Trichomonascaceae
Gene: AMD2
Product: Amd2p
Exons: 1
Coding region: 1-648 (215 amino acids)
Source: RefSeq, a predicted model, not a curated record